Messenger RNA from Helianthus annuus (common sunflower), 1642 nucleotides. Its product is annotated as actin. Gene Ontology annotation, cellular component: cytoplasm. NCBI's taxonomy places the organism in Eukaryota, Viridiplantae, Streptophyta, Magnoliopsida, Asterales, Asteraceae. The transcript has 5 exons. Bases 240 to 1373 code for a protein of 377 amino acids. The record is from RefSeq and is a predicted model, not a curated record.
AAUUCAAAAUGGCGUUUGAAAAGGACAAAAAGCCCUAACUGAAAUGGCGUUCACAGAAGAUCCUGAAUAACCGUCAAACCACCGAUUUCCACCAAUGGAUUCUCGUGAAAAUCGGCCAAUUUUCAUCUACAUUUAUGAUUUAACCUCGCUAUUCUUCCGAUUCAAUUCCGUUUUGUUUCAAUCCGGAUUACGAACAACAUCAUUCACCCUUCAGAAUCCAAUUCAUCAGGUACUAAAAAAUGGCAGAUGGAGAAGAUAUUCAGCCCCUUGUUUGCGAUAAUGGAACUGGAAUGGUCAAGGCUGGUUUUGCUGGAGAUGAUGCACCAAGAGCCGUUUUUCCCAGCAUUGUCGGACGUCCACGACACACUGGAGUCAUGGUCGGUAUGGGACAAAAGGAUGCAUACGUUGGUGACGAGGCACAAUCCAAACGUGGUAUUUUAACCUUGAAAUAUCCAAUUGAACAUGGGAUUGUGAACAACUGGGAUGACAUGGAGAAAAUAUGGCAUCACACGUUUUACAAUGAACUCCGUGUGGCACCAGAAGAACACCCGGUGCUACUUACAGAAGCACCCCUUAAUCCAAAAGCUAAUAGGGAGAAAAUGACUCAGAUUAUGUUUGAAACGUUUAAUUCUCCUGCUAUGUAUGUUGCAAUUCAAGCUGUGCUCUCCUUGUAUGCUAGUGGCCGUACAACUGGUAUCGUUCUCGACUCUGGGGAUGGUGUGAGCCACACAGUACCUAUCUACGAAGGUUACGCACUCCCACACGCUAUCCUCCGGUUGGAUCUCGCAGGUCGUGAUCUAACUGAUGCCCUGAUGAAAAUCCUAACCGAACGAGGCUACUCCUUCACCACAUCCGCUGAACGAGAAAUUGUGCGAGACAUGAAAGAAAAACUCGCAUACAUCGCACUUGACUUCGAGCAAGAACUCGAAACCUCGAAAACUAGCUCGUCGGUUGAAAAAAGCUUUGAGCUGCCCGACGGGCAGGUGAUCACUAUCGGGGCAGAGCGGUUCAGGUGCCCGGAAGUGCUGUUCCAGCCGUCAAUGAUCGGAAUGGAAGCUGCUGGGAUUCAUGAGACGACUUAUAAUUCGAUCAUGAAGUGUGACGUGGAUAUUAGGAAGGAUUUGUAUGGGAAUAUUGUGCUUAGUGGUGGGACUACUAUGUUUCCGGGUAUUGCUGAUAGGAUGAGUAAGGAGAUUACGGCUUUAGCCCCGAGUAGCAUGAAGAUUAAGGUUGUUGCUCCACCAGAACGGAAGUAUAGUGUCUGGAUUGGUGGGUCUAUUUUGGCAUCUCUCAGUACUUUCCAGCAGAUGUGGAUCGCGAAGGCUGAAUAUGAUGAAUCUGGACCGUCCAUUGUCCACAGGAAAUGUUUCUAAUUUUGACAAACAAGAAAAACAGUUACUUUAUAACUACUACGCUAUUUGGAGCUCGGAAAUUCUGAUUUCUCAUCAUCAAGAAUACGAGCGUCCGCAGGCACGUUAUUCCCCAGUUUCUUUCAAGUGUUUUUUACAGUUCACUUCAACUGUCAAGCAUAAAUUUCAAUCAAUGUAUGCCAUUUUUGUUUCAUUUUUUUGUUUGUUUUGUGACUGUGUUUCUAUGAAUGAAUUCCUUAUGGCAUAAUACCAAUUUUAAGUUUAAGCCUUAA